Messenger RNA from Dimorphilus gyrociliatus, 3264 nucleotides. Lineage: Eukaryota; Metazoa; Annelida; Polychaeta; Dinophilidae. The record is from the annotation of a GenBank genome assembly.
UCGAUCUCUAAUUUAUCAAACGUAAAUUACAUAAUAGACGUAACAGAUAAAAUUGUUUAUAAAUUAAUCAAAACUAUUUAUAACAGAAGUUAAAUGCUUUAAAUGCAUAAUUUGAAAAGCUUCUCUGGACGGCCAAUGAAUAUUAAUAACCCUAAAUAUUCAUUAAUAUAAACAAAAAUAACGGUAGAAUAAUAAACAAUCAAUACUUACAUGCUUUUAUAAGCGUGUACAGUUGUAUAUACAAUAACACAGUAGUAUUGAAUAUGCAUGUGCAUACUAGGGUUAUUUAUGAAUUUUUCAAGUACUCAUAAUUAUUAGAUAUGCAACAUUUUAUAAUCGUUAUUUUACGGAAAUGUCGGAAACCAAUAACACGCGUGUUACACUAUUUUAUUUCUUAUGACAGGUGAGACGGUCAGUCCGGCUGUCAUGGAUCAGGUUUAUAAGAAAUAUAAGGAAACGAAAAUGAAUCCCCAGAAGUUGAUGGACGAGCUGGGGAUUGACGUUACGUCAAUGGACAAUAGAGAAACUCUUGGAAUGGGUAUAGUUAGGAAGGAAACAGAGCUAAAUCAUGAUGAAAAACUAUUUCUUUUGGCUGUGGAGAGAGGAGAUUUACCUUCGGUCAGAAGUAGUUUAGAAGAAUCAUUAACUUAUAUGAAUAUUAACAUUAACUGCGUUGACCCGCUUGGAAGGACAGCAUUGUUGAUUAGCAUUGAAAAUGAGAAUAUCGAAAUGAUUGAAUUGCUCUUAUCCUUUAAUGUCGAAGUCGGAGAUUCAUUAUUACAUGCAAUAAAUGAGGAAAACGUCGAAGCCGUUGAAUUAUUGCUAGCAUAUCAAACAAACAAGAAGGAUUUAUCGGGCUUGUUGGGUGCAGUGCCUUCUUCUUCUUUUACACCCGACAUAACUCCUAUCAUACUAGCUGCGCACAGGGAUAAUUAUGAGAUUAUAAAGAUUCUCUUGGAUAGAGGAGAUAGAAUUGGAAAACCCCAUGACGUACGUUGUUCAUGUCUGGAAUGUAAAACAAGAGCUGCGGAAGAUAGCUUGAAUUUAUCUAGAUCAAGAAUUAAUGCUUAUCGAGCUUUAGCGUCACCUUCUUUAAUCGCUCUGUCCAGUAAAGAUCCAAUCUUAACUGCUUUUGAGUUAUCUUGGGAACUAAAGCGAUUGUCUAGGUUAGAAAAUGAAUUUCGAAUUGAGUAUGAAACUCUUUCUAAAAGUUCACAAGACUUUGCUGUUGCUCUUUUGGAUCAAACUAGAGGUUCGAAGGAAUUAGAAGUGAUUCUAAAUCAUAAUUCAGCAGGACUUAGCAAUGAUGGAGACAGAGAAAAUCUAGAUAGACUCCGUUUGGCUAUUAAGUACAAACAGAAAAAGUUUGUUGCCCACUCAAAUUGCCAACAAUUAUUAGCAUCAUUUUGGUAUGAAGGUUUGCCCGGUUUUAGAAGGCGUCACAUUAUAUUUAAGGUUCUAUUAACGGUUACUAUAUGCAUCUGCUACCCAAUCCUGUCGAUUCUCUAUUUGUUAUUACCCAAAUCCUUUUUGGGAAGGUUUAUGCGUCAACCUUUUAUCAAGUUCAUCUGCCAUUCAGCGGCAUAUAUGAGCUUUCUAUUUUUACUUAUUCUGACAUCGCAGAGGAUUGAGAGUACAAUUAAAUAUGGAAAUAACCCGCAAAAGAAUAUUAGAGAAGUUCGAGGUGCUAGUCCCACAAUAAUUGAGUGGAUCAUUUUGGCAUAUGUUUUAGGAUUCACAUGGAUAGAAGUAAAGCAACUGUGGGAUGAUGGAGCCAAGGCCUACGUGCAGGACAUGUGGAAUAUCUUAGAUUUUAUACCCAAUGCUUUAUACAUCGCUACUUACACCCUGAAAUUAGUUGCAUAUUUAAGAGUUCAAGAUGAAAUAGCCCAAGGACAUACGGACGUUGCCAAUCUACCCAGAUCCCAAUGGGACGCUUACGAUCCAAAUUUAAUAAGUGAGGGUCUAUUUGCUACAGCAAAUAUAUUUUCAUCUCUGAAGCUCGUCUAUAUAUUCAUCAUUAAUCCACAUCUGGGCCCCCUGCAAAUUUCACUUGGUCGAAUGGUUAUAGAUAUAUUGAAAUAUGGCUUUAUUGCUGUAUUGGUUGUUUUCGCCUAUUCUUGUGGUGUUAAUCAAUUAUAUUGGUUCUACGCCGAAGCUAAACAGCGUGACUGUGACAUUUGCACUGCCGAAGGAGGUUCAGCCUGUGAAUGCGACAAAUAUCUUGCAAACCUCUUUGAAAUCAUGCAAUCGCUUUAUUUUGCUAUGUUUGGUUUGAUUGAAAUUAAGCAUUUUGAGUUGAAAGAAAAGCAUACGUUUACUGAAUUUGUUGGUAAAACCAUGUACGGAACCUACCUUUUUAUUGCUGUUGUUGUCUUAAUCAACAUGUUAAUUGCCAUGUUGAGUAAUUCUUAUCAAUAUAUUCAAAAUGAUUCGGAUGUUGAAUGGAAGUUUGCCCGGUCUAAAUUAUGGUUAUCAUAUUUUGAAGAAGGUGGAACUCUUCCAACACCUUUUAAUAUCAUUCCUACGCCCAAAAGUGUUUAUUAUAUAUUUCGAUGGAUCAAAGAGAAGCUAUGUGGCUGCCGGGAGGAGCAGAAGAAAAGUAAAUGGCAAAGUAUAAGAAAAUUAGUACAAAGGGCUAGUGAAAAAGAAGCUCAGUAUCAGUUAGUCAUACGAGAUCUUAUUAAGCGGUAUAUAAUGCAGAAACAAAAGGGUGCUUCUGAUAAGGGAGUAACUGAAGACGACCUUAAUGAGAUUAAACAAGAUAUAUCAUCGUUCAGAUAUGAUUUAUUGGAGAUUUUAAGAAACAAUGGAAUGAAAACUCCUACAUACUCGCAUAUGCCUAAGAGUAGAAUUAAGAGAAAAGGUUCUAGAAUGUCAAAUCUUGGUCGGCGAAUGGGUAUGAUGACAAUGGACUCUCCAAAUACGCCUGACGUCCGUCUUCGCCAAAUCGUUCAAAAAACAUCCGGAAUUACAAGAUCAGAGAGUGGUGGAAGUUCAAUUGAAAGCCCUAACACACAUAGAAAGAUAAUUCGAGACAACUCGGAUGGAUCUAUAGGAAAACAAAUGCUUAAUGAGCGAACUGCCCCAACACCUCCUGUAGUUAAAAACGAUACUAUUAAAGAGGAGCAUGAAGAAGACGAUCAGAAGAGAACUGCAAAUGAUACGGCUAAAAGAGAUAAAGCGGUGUCGAAAAAAGCUAAUGAACUACAGUUAGAUUGUAAAAAGCCACCCCUGUCGCCUGACGACGACGGUCUAGUCUAA